Naumovozyma castellii is the source of this 1380-nucleotide messenger RNA. RefSeq names its product tyrosine--tRNA ligase MSY1 (gene MSY1). The record is from RefSeq and is a predicted model, not a curated record. The transcript has a single exon. NCBI's taxonomy places the organism in Eukaryota, Fungi, Ascomycota, Saccharomycetes, Saccharomycetales, Saccharomycetaceae. Bases 1 to 1380 code for a protein of 459 amino acids.
AUGUUGAAGUGGGGUGUUGCUAGAAGAUGGAUUACCAGUACAGCAUGCCGAAGUAAUAUUUUGAGUGAAUUGAAACAAAGGGGAUUGGUUUCUCAGAUCUCACAGCCAGAAAGUUGGCUAUCAUCGAGGUUAAAAGAAGGAAAGAAGAUCAAGUUGUAUUGUGGUGUAGAUCCAACAGCCAAAUCUCUCCAUUUAGGUAACCUGGUUCCAUUGAUGGUAUUGCUAAACUUCUACGUUAGAGGGCACGAUAUUGUUACUUUAGUCGGAGGAGCAACGGGGAGAGUGGGUGAUCCUAGUGGUAGAAAGUCCGAGAGAUCUGCUAUGGAAGAUCUCGUCAGAGAAACGAAUGUAAACUCUAUUGGCAAGCAAUUACAACGGUUUUUCCUAAAAGGGAAAGAAUAUUAUGAAACUAAAAUAAGAGAGAACGAAUCGAGGCGUUUUGGUGAGCACAUUUUAGAAGAUAAUUAUCAUUGGUGGAAGGAUGUCAAGAUGCUAGAUUUUUUAGCACAGUAUGGUAGACAUAUUAAGAUUCAGUCAAUGCUUUCUAGAGACUCGGUGGCAGCAAGAUUGUCAAAUCAGAACAGCAUGGGAUUUAAUGAGUUUACUUACCAAAUUCUUCAAGCAUUCGAUUUUUACCACUUGUACAAAGAACACGGAGUUAUGGUACAGGUCGGUGGUAACGACCAAUGGGGGAAUAUCACUGCUGGGAUUGAUCUUAUUGGAAGAUUAGAGGAGAAAAUUAAGGAGAAACCUGCAUUUGGUAUAACUGUACCAUUAUUGACGACAUCAACAGGCGAAAAGUUUGGUAAAAGUGCCGGAAAUGCCGUAUUCAUUGAUCCAGAAGUGAAUACACCUUUUGAUAUCUACCAGUUUUUUUAUAACACCACAGAUGCUGAUGUUGAAAGGUUCUUGAACAUUUUUACAUUAUUAACAAGCUCUGAGAUUACCGAAAUUGUGAAGGAACAUGCAAAAAAUACUCAUUUACGUUCUGGACAAAAGAUUUUGGCAAGGGAAAUCACUGAAUUAUUGCAUGGCAAGGAUAGCAGCAAAGAAGCGGAACAAGUGUCAGAUAUUCUUUUUGCUUCUGUUAGGAGUGGGGAUUUAUCACUUUCAGGAGAAACGCUGGUAAACAUUUGUAGUAAGGCCAAUAUAUUACAGUAUGGUAGCAAAUCAGAAACACUAAUAGAACUAAUUGCAAGAUUAACCAACGGGUCCAAGUCAGAAGCUAAGAGAAAGAUUGCUCAAGGCAGUGUUUACCUACAUUCAGACAGAAUAAAGGCAAUAGACAAUGUUACAAAUUGGGAGCCCUAUUUAAUUGAUAAGACUGUCUUACUAAUGAAAUUGGGAAAACAAAACACAUUUGUCGUUAAGUUGCAGUAG